Carassius carassius (crucian carp) is the source of this 1944-nucleotide messenger RNA. Its product is annotated as BAG family molecular chaperone regulator 4-like. Gene Ontology annotation, cellular component: cytosol; membrane; cytoplasm. The record is from RefSeq and is a predicted model, not a curated record. Gene Ontology annotation, molecular function: adenyl-nucleotide exchange factor activity; protein-folding chaperone binding. The transcript has 5 exons. Gene Ontology annotation, biological process: protein stabilization. Bases 244 to 1431 code for a protein of 395 amino acids. Lineage: Eukaryota; Metazoa; Chordata; Actinopteri; Cypriniformes; Cyprinidae.
UGAACUGUCAGUCAAGUGGCGUCAGUUGGCGAGUUGAACUGAAUGACAGCGCUGUGUCUCAGCAGUGUAUGUACCAGACAAAAUGGGAAAUAUAUCCAGUUGACGCACUAUAGCUCCAGCACUUAUUGAAACGCAGCGGGAGAUCAUUAGAGACCGGUUUUGAGGAGGCAUCUUUCAUUCUAAACAAAGCUGUGGCUGACGGAAGUGAACUUAAGACCGAAAGAGUUAGUGGUUUAGUCACGAAUGUCUUUCGACUCCGUUGGCGAGCCCGUCGGAGCUGAGGCUGCGUGGAUCAUGCACCAGCAGAUGCAGUCCGAUCCCAAAUCAUCCUGGCCUUCCAGCUACAACUCACACAACAAUAACUGGAACAACGGCAUGGAUUCUCAGUAUCCCGGCUACUCUAAUUAUUGGUAUCCCCAGUCGCACACAGCGGCACCUUAUGGCAGCACGUACCCCCCUGGAACAGAGGCCAAUGGACAGGCCUCAUACAGUGCACAGGCAAUGUCAGGCUAUUCCAAUGGGGUGUACAAUCCAGGACAGUACUCCGCGAGUAUGCUCCAUCCCUCCAACCCCUUCUACUGCAGUGACCAGGUUCCUUCAAGACCGCCUCAGUAUCACAGCCAGACCUGCCCUGAACAAAAUGCGGGGGGUUCAGCUCCUCCACCCUACCCUGUACCUCACUGCCAAGGGGCUCCUGGCUACCCAGCAGGAUCUUACCCUCACUAUGGAGAAGGGUGCAUUUCGAAUGCUCCCUACCCCAACCAGCAGCCCAUGCUCUCUAGACCCCAGCAUGAGGCCUGGUCCCACUCUGGAGGGUACGGGCCCACACCACUCCAGCAGCAGUGGCAGUCCAAUGCUCAGACACCCCUUGGUCACUAUAACCAUGUACGACCGCCUUACCCUCCACCGUGGCAAGGACCCGCACCACCUCCAUAUGAGCACAAGGAUCCAUACCACAGUCAGCCACAUAUCCACCCUCGAAACCAGCCUCCAGACCCCAAACCACGAGCCAGCACUCCAAACCCAACUCCACCUCCGCCCAAAGCCGCCAAGUUCAGCGCUCCACCUCAAAUCUACAACAAGGCUCCCUCAGGAUGUGCAGGACCUGAGCCAAAACCAGCCCAGAAUGAACAACCUCCAACGUCUUUCCACCAAGGGUCGUCCACUCCAGCCCCAUUAAGUGACAAUCCCAGCCUGGCUCGAGUUCAGCAGGUUCUGGCCAAAGUUCAGUACCUCCAAGAGGAAGUGGAUGAGUUUGUGGGGAAAAAGACAGACAAGAGCUACCGGUGCCUGGAGGAACUUUUAACAAAAGAGCUGCUGGAAUUGGACUCGGUGGAGACCAACGGACAGGACAGUGUUCGACAGGCUCGCAAAGAGGCCGUCCAGAAGAUCCAGGCCAUCUUGGACCACCUUGAGAAAAAGGCUUUCUAAUAACUUGAAGAUGAUAAUGGUUCUGGUUGUUUUUUUUUUAAUGAUAUCUCCUCAUAAUAACCGAUUAGGAUUUUCACAGUUUGUCAGUUAGUUUGGCAGCAUUAACUUCGUGGUGUUUUUGGGUUGUGUACCUUAUUGAUGGUUAUGUAUUAGAUGAAAUGCAGGUGCAAAAUGUCCUAAUCAUUGCAGUGCCAUACUCAAACCAGCCUUCUGCCAUCCAGCAAAAAGCAGCGGCAGUCUGACAUCUGCAUAAAAUUAAACAUAAGUUUCAUUGCAUAACACCAUCUUAAGAGUUUUUUGUCUUUAUUUUUAUUUUUUAGUCUAGGCAGACUGAAAGGAUAAAACAGAGCUAAUUCAACCACAUUUUAAUACUUCCAGUGGUUUUUUGUAGCACAACUUUUCAAGAGCUUUUUGCACUGGGAAUGUUGUUUAGCACUGCUAUUAUCCCAAUACAUUCCUGAUUAUAUUGUAAAAUGUCUUGAUCUAUAAAUAAAAGGUCAGUUUUUUUUGUAA